This is a messenger RNA of Xenopus laevis (African clawed frog), 2169 nucleotides long. It is a transcript of the gene sufu.S, whose product is annotated as SUFU negative regulator of hedgehog signaling S homeolog. Gene Ontology annotation, molecular function: protein sequestering activity. The record is from RefSeq and is a predicted model, not a curated record. Gene Ontology annotation, cellular component: cytosol; cilium; cytoplasm. Gene Ontology annotation, biological process: negative regulation of smoothened signaling pathway; signal transduction; negative regulation of transcription by RNA polymerase II. Bases 210 to 1634 code for a protein of 474 amino acids. The transcript is spliced from 12 exons. Lineage: Eukaryota; Metazoa; Chordata; Amphibia; Anura; Pipidae.
AAUCAGCGGAAGACGCCCCCCCUCAGGACCACCAUCUGCGUUCCAGCAACAAGUUUUCCCAGGUGUCUGCUGGGUGGGAGUUUACCGUAGUUUGUGGGGGAAGUGAUAGUUGCCUGUUGUUCUGCUGGGCUCCUCCUAAGUGCCGACUCUUCUUGUACCCCCACCAAACAUUUGUAUAUUGUCCCGGGUGACUUUUACUUUCAAGGGGUAUGGAGGAGCUGCGGCCUAGCGGUGCCCCCGUGCCCCAGGCUUUCCCGUCCCUGUUUCCUCCCGGUCUACACACUAUAUACAAUGAGUGCCGAAGGCUUUAUCCGGAGCAGGCGAACCCUCUCCAGGUCACGGCCAUAGUGAAAUACUGGCUGGGUGGACCAGACCCACUAGAUUAUGUGAGCAUGUACAGGAGUCUUGGCAAUCCAGCACUCGAUGUCCCUGAACAUUGGCACUAUGUCAGCUUUGGCCUGAGUGAUUUGUAUGGUGACAACAGAGUCCAUGAAUACACAGGGAUUGAUGGCCCAAGUGGUUUUGGCUUUGAGCUUACCUUUAGAUUGAAAAGAGAGGCAGGCGAAUCUGCACCUCCGACAUGGCCAGCCGAAUUGAUGCAGGGUCUUGCAAGAUAUGUCUUCCAAUCUGAAAACACAUUUUGCAGUGGUGACCAUGUGUCUUGGCACAGUCCUCUAGACAACAGUGAGUCUCGAAUUCAGCAUAUGCUCCUGACCGAAGAUCCUCAGUUACAGCCUGUGAAGACGCCUUUCGGAAUGGUUUCAUUUUUACAGAUAGUCGGCAUUUGCACCGAAGAGUUGCAUGCAGCACAGCAAUGGAAUGGGCAAGGAAUUCUAGAAAUUCUGCGAACCGUGCCAGUUGCUGGUGGUCCCUGGUUAAUAACAGAUAUGCGAAGAGGAGAGACAAUAUUUGAAAUUGACCCACACUUGCAACAGGAGAGAGUUGAUAAAGGCAUUGAGGUGGAAGGAUCUAAUCUUAGUGGUGUAAGUGCAAAAUGCGCAUGGGAUGACUUGAGUCGCCCGCCAGAGGAUGAAGAUGACAGUAGAAGUAUAUGCAUUGGUACACAGCCCAGGCGAUUAUCUGGUAAAGAUACAGAGCAAAUCAGAGAGGCUUUGCGAAGAGGUCUUGAAAUCAACAGUAAGCCUAUACUACCUCCAAUAAGUUCCCAGAGGCAAAAUGGAAUGAAUCAUGACCGGGUCCCGAGCCGUAAAGAUAGCUUGGAAAGUGAGAGUUCUGCAGCCAUUAUUCCUCAUGAAUUGGUACGCACGCGACAGCUUGAGAGUGUGCACCUCAAGUUCAACCAGGAAUCUGGAGCACUUAUUCCACUUUGUUUGAAAGGCAGGCUCUUGCAUGGAAGGCACUUUACAUUUAAAAGCAUUACUGGAGAUACAGCAAUCACAUUUGUGUCUACUGGAGUGGAAGGAGCAUUUGCUUCAGAGGAGCACCCAUAUGCAGCACAUGGACCCUGGCUACAGAUUCUGUUGACAGAGGAGUUAGUUGAAAAAAUGCUGGAAGACUUAGAAGAUUUAAACUCUCUAGAGGAAAUGAAACUACCGAAGGAAUACAGCUGGCCAGAAAAAAAGCUGAAAAUCUCCAUUGUCCCCAACACAGAAUUUGAUAGCCCACUCAAUUAAAGGUGGAGUAAUGUCGACAUUUCUGUUUGAUACAGGGAUGUCACAAUGGACUUUCCCAAGUUCAGCUCCAUCACUGCUGUACACAAAGCCAAAGGAAAGCAAAUACUGCACAAUCUCGGUAUCCAGAGACGGCUGGAAUGUACGUGACAUUUCAUUCCCAUUUUAUAUUGUUAGCAGGUAGUGUCAAGUGUUUGGCUUCCGGUUACUACUGUGUUAGUGUUUUUAUUCAGACUUUAGUUAGAAAGCCCUGAUUUAGAUGAGGUGCUAUUGUUUGGCAUCAUCAUGAAUAUUUCAAAUAUUCGUGUGGGGGUGAGUCUUGCUAAUCUGCUUGCAAAACAUAUUCGUAUGUUUCUAAUCUGCCUCCAAACCACAGUCAUUUUUUACACCUCGUGAAUCCAGUGGGACAAAUUGCAGAGUGACAAUUUUUGUUAUUGAAUCAAAUGUAUUGGGGAAAUUUAUUCGGUGUAUGAGAGAAAAAAAUGUUGCAGUUGUUUUACAGUUUUCUGCAAUUUUCUGAAUAUGAAUAGUUGUGCUG